AUGGUUCAGACAUAUCAGUCGCCCGUUAGGGUGUACAAACACCCAUUUGAACUUGUCAUGGCUGCAUACGAGAAGCGUUUCCCAACCUGUAAAUUGAUUCCAGUCUUUUUAGGUAGUGAAAUAACUAGCGAGCAUGUCUCAAAGGAUGGAGCAGAGAUUAUUACGGAGCGACGAUGCAGACUGAAUGUAGAUGCCCCUUAUCUUUUAAGAAAGAUUGUGGGAGUGGAUCAUGUGGUAUUUAUCCAGAAGAACCACCUGAAUCGCCGCAAACGCACACUGGACAUUGUUGCUCGUAAUGAGAGCUUUGCUUCUAGACUUUCAAUUCAUGAACACUGUCAUUACUCGGUGCAUCCAGACAACUCCGGAUGGACUUGCUUUGAGCAAGAUGCAAGUCUGGAUAUUAAACAUUUCUUUGGUUUUGAAAGUACAGUUGAAAAGAUUGCCAUGAAACAGUAUGCCACUAAUGUAAAAAAGGGCAAGGAGGUGAUUGAAUUUUACAUAAGCGAGCUUUUGAGCGAGGGUGUGACGCACAUUGCUCCCUGGGUGGGUCCGCCAGAAGAGGAGGUUGCAGAUGAGGAGAAUCCCAGUCAGGAUAGUGGGCUGAGGAGCAGAUCUGAUAGUGUGACUAGUCAGCACAGCCAGCACAGCAUGACUCUUGGAGCCACUGCUGCCUCUAUUCACAGGAAGUCCCUGACACCACCAGAAGGUAAUAUUCCAUGUCCCAAAGCUGACACUGGCAUUGAUAAAAUUGAUGAUGAUUAUAUUGCACGCUUCUUGGGUCACCUGACCAUGGUGGAAGAGAGCCAGCUUGUGCAGCUGAGGCGGUGGCUUCAGAAAACUCAUAAAGGCAAGAUACCCAAGGAUGCUCACAUCUUAAGAUUCUUACGUGCUCGUGAAUUUAACGUUGAGAAGGCUCGUGAAAUGCUGGUUCAUUCACUAGCCUGGCGCAAACUUCACAACAUUGAUCGCAUAUUAGAUGGUUACAAACCACCUGAUGUUCUAGAGAAAUACUACCCUGGUGGUUGGCAUUACUGUGACAAAGAAGGUCGUCCACUAUAUAUAAUCAAGUUAGGUCAGAUGGAUGUUAAAGGUCUGAUGAGAUCAGUAGGAGAAGAGGCCAUAUUGAGACAUGUUCUUGCAGUGAAUGAAGAGGGGCUAAAAAGAGCAGAAGAAGCAACACAGAAACGUGGAUAUCCAGUAAGUGCCUGCACGUGUAUAGUAGACCUUGAAGGCUUAAGCAUGCGACACUUGUGGCGACCAGGCAUACGGGCCCUCCUCAGGAUUAUAGAGACCGUGGAGGUUAACUAUCCAGAAACAAUGGGCCGCCUACUCAUUGUUCGAGCUCCCCGUGUCUUUCCUAUCCUGUGGACACUAGUGAGUCCAUUCAUUGAUGAGAACACACGAAACAAGUUCAUGAUCUAUGGUGGCAAAGACUACCUGAGUGCUGGUGGGCUUGUGGAUUUCAUGGACCAACAGUACAUACCAGACUUUCUCGGGGGAGAUUGUUUUUGUGAUGUACCUGAAGGGGGACUAGUUCCAAAGUCACUGUAUCAGGAAGAGCUUGUUGACAGAUCCCCCGAGGAACAUCCCCUCAGCACCGACAGUCUGUAUCAUACUGCCUCUGUUGUCAAGGAGUUUCCACAUGAG
Molecule: messenger RNA, 1647 nt
Organism: Candidula unifasciata
Lineage: Eukaryota; Metazoa; Mollusca; Gastropoda; Stylommatophora; Geomitridae
Source: the annotation of a GenBank genome assembly